Rotaria sp. Silwood1 is the source of this 3618-nucleotide messenger RNA. The record is from the annotation of a GenBank genome assembly. Lineage: Eukaryota; Metazoa; Rotifera; Eurotatoria; Philodinida; Philodinidae.
AUGAUGAACAAUCGGAACCGAAGCCGAGAUGUUUCAUCAGAAGAUCAAAGUGGUUCAUCAAAUAAAUCAAUAUCAUCAUCAUCAUAUAAAAAACGUCAUCAACUAUCAACAUUAUUUAAUAAAACAGCUGAUGUUGAUGAUCCACCAUUUAGUAGACUUUUUUUAUUAAUACCAAAAGCUAUGUCUGAAGAUGAAUUACGAAAUGCAUUUCAAAUUCAUGGUCAUAUUCAAGAUAUUUAUAUGGUACGAGAUCGACGUAGUCAAGAAAGCAAAGGUAUUGCAUAUAUUAAAUAUGAAAAAGCUUCAGCAGCAGCUCGUGCUAUGGAAGAAAUGAAUGGAACAGUUAUUGCACCACAUACUCGUCCAUUAAAAGCUAUUAUAUCAAGUACACGUCGUGAAGGUAGUGUACGUGAUCCAGAUGAACAUGAAAAAAUGUUACGUUUAUUUGUUGUUAUACCAAAACAUAUGACAAAAGAUGAUUUACGUAAAGUUUUUCAAAAAUAUGGUUCAAUAAUUAAUAUAAAAGUUAUUCGAGAUAAAUUAACAGGUGAAAAUAAAGGUUUUGCUUAUAUAUCAUUUUCAAAAGCAUCUGAAGCAGCUUAUGCUCUUGAAGAAUGUGAUCAAAGUUAUAAACCAAAAUUUGCUGAACCAUUUUCAUCAAAACGUCAUCAUGAUAAUGAAGAUACAUUACCAUCAUCAGCUUCAAUUUAUGGAACUAUUUCACCUCCGUAUCGUCAAAAAAUCUCAUCUAGUAAACAACAUUUAUCACCAUCAUCAAUUUCAAAUGAUCAUCGACCAUCACCACCUCCUUUACUUCCAUUACCAACAACACGUUCAUUAUCAAAUAUUGAAUCAAAUCAACCACUAACACUUUCACCAGUGAGUAAUAGUUAUCAUUUACUAGAGAUUAAUAAUGAACGUCGUUUAAUUGUACGUUGUGGAAUGACAAUAACUAAAUAUCAUAUAUCAAAAUUAUUUGAUCUUAUACCAAAUAUGGAAGAAUGCUCACCACUUAAUAUAAACACAUUUAAUGAACAUUAUUUUAUUGUAUGUUAUAAGUCUUGUCAAUUUGCAACAUAUGCACGUGAAAAGCUGCAUGCAUUUCAAUUUCCUGAUGGUGAAAUUUUAUCAGUACAAUAUUAUGAUGACAAAAUUGUUAAUGAUCUAAUAAAUCAAUCACAAAAUGGAAAAUAUGGAGAUACAUCAGGAAUUGGUCAAUUAAUUCAUCAAAUGAGUAAUUUACAAGGAAGUCAAGAAGAAUAUGUAGAUUACUGUAAUGUUCCACUACCACCGAAACAAAAAUAUGCUUCAUUUGAUGCGCCAGUUGCCAAAACUUUACACAUUAUGCCUCAACGUCCUAUAUCAGAAGAUUUUAUUCGUGAUAUAUUUAAUCGAUUUGGAAAUUUAAUAGAUAUUCGUACAAUAAAUUCACAAUUAUGUUAUGUUAUGUACAGUGAUGAACGUAGUGCUGAUACUGCUAUGGAAACAAUGAAUGGACAAGAAAUUGCACUAGUUCGUAUACGUAUUACUGAAAGUGAUAAGUCUGUUGAUUCAACAACAGCUUCCGUUGUACAUCGCAAACGUCAAAAAAUGGAAGAAGCUUUUCGUAUUAAUCAAAGAAAAAGUCGAAAAGCAAGAAAUGAUGUAGCUGUUCAAGGUACCAAUGACUCGAGUAUUUUAUCUAAAGUAUCGAUGGUUAAACUUGGAUAUUUUAAUGAUUUAUUUCUUCGAGAAUUUGUUGAUAAAGAUGUGAGACGUUCCCCAUCAAUAAAUCGGGGUUAUUAUAUUAGAAUGAAAGCAUUAGAAUAUGCGUUAAAUAUGUUUUAUACUGUUUAUGAUCAGAAAGAAGUACAGAUUGUUAAUUUAGGUGCUGGAUUUGAUGCAACUUGGUUUCGAUUAGAUGAAGAACGAAAACAGCGAACACAUUUUAUUGACAUUGAUUUUCCUGAAGUCAUCCAACGUAAAUUAGCACUGAUAGAAGUUCGUUCUCGUUUGAAUGAACAAUUUGAACCAAUUCAUACAUAUAGUUCAUUAGAAAACUUUGCUGUAACAAAUGAAAAAUAUUCAUUAAUCGGUGUUGAUAUGCGAGAUUCUUUAACUUUAAAUACACUUUUACAAACAGUUAAAGUUGAUGAAACAAAACCAACUUUAUUAAUAAGUGAAGUUGUUUUAACAUAUAUGGGUCGAUCAAGUUGUAAUCGUGUUAUACAAUGGAUACUUGAUUUUUUUCAAGAAUGUAUUUUAUGUACUUAUGAACAAGUAUUACCAGAUGAUGGUUUUGGUCAAGUUAUGGUUGCACAUUUUGCUAAAUUAGGUUCACCAUUGAAAUGUAUUCAUCAAUAUCCAACAAGUGAAUCUCAAGUUCAACGUUAUACUCAUUUAGGUUUUGAUUUUUCACUUUGUGUGAAUAUGCAUAAUUUUGAUCGAAAUUAUUUAUCAACUGAUGAACAUAAUCGUAUUGAUACAUUAGAACCGUUUGAUGAAAUUGAAGAAUGGCAAUCAAAAUGUGCUCAUUAUAUACUUUUAUUUGGUUUAAAAACACCAUCAAAUAUAGCAAAACAAUGGUUUGAACAAAUGAAUAAAGAUUUUAAAUCAAUUAUUUAUUCAAAAAAAGAAAAUCUAAAUAAUAAUAAUAAUUUGAAUGAUGAACAAAUUAAUGUUAAUAUUCAAUUCGAAAGUUAUCCAACAACUAUGACAUAUGCACAACGUUUUGGACAUCAAUCAAUAUUAAUUAAUGAAAAAUAUGUUUGGACUAUUGGAGGUUUUGGUACUGUAGAUGGCAGACAUAGAAGAUUAAAAACAAUUGAAGUAUUAAAUAUUGAUAAUGGAGAUAUUCAAAGAUUAGAUAACCAUUUACUUGGUGAAUAUGUUUUUCAUACAUGUCAUGGAUCAGAUAAUUUAAUAUUAUCAUUUUUUGGUCGUAAAAGUCCGGGAACAUUAAAUUCAUGUGCUUCAAUUGAUAUAAACACUCUUCAAGUUAUAAAUUUCAAUGAAGAUGAAAAAAUACUUCGACGCUGGCGUCAUUGUUCGUGUUAUAUAAAAGAAACAGAUAAAAUCAUUAUAUUUGGUGGUUAUAUAAAUAUGUCAAAAUCAACAAAUGAUACACUUUGUUUACAAUCAAAUGGUCAAAUCCUACCAUCUCAAUUUUCACAAACAAAACCAACAAAUCGACAUUCAGCUCGUUUGAAUGCUUAUAAACAUUUAGCAGUUCUUUCUGGUGGUCUAUUAGAAUAUGAUGAACCAACGAAUGAAAUUUGGUUAUUAGACACAUCUAAAGAUGUUAUGAUUUGGACAUUAUUUCAAACAAAUGGAGCAGUUAUACCAAGAUAUUCACAUAGUGCAGACAUUAUUGAUGAUACACUUUGGUUAUUAGGUGGAAUGAAUGCUAAUGAACGUAGACCACCAGGUUUAUGUAAAAUUAAUUUGAUUACUGGUGAAGCUAUUGAAUAUAUAAUACCGACAAUGUGUGGUGAACAACCAAUUAUACUUUAUAAUCAUCAAACAGUAAUUUUGAAUAAAACAACAUUUCUUAUAUUAGGAGGCGGAGGAAAUUGUUUUUCUUUUGGUGCCCAUAUCAAUCAGCCGAUGAUUCUUAAAUUUAAUCAUUUAGUGAACUGA